Molecule: messenger RNA, 1301 nt
Organism: Eptesicus fuscus (big brown bat)
Lineage: Eukaryota; Metazoa; Chordata; Mammalia; Chiroptera; Vespertilionidae
Gene: SSR3
Product: signal sequence receptor subunit 3
Exons: 6
Coding region: 316-747 (143 amino acids)
Biological process (GO): SRP-dependent cotranslational protein targeting to membrane
Cellular component (GO): endoplasmic reticulum; membrane
Source: RefSeq, a predicted model, not a curated record
CAACCUCUCCGCCAAGUCCUCCGCACUCUUCUUCGGGAACGCCUUCAUCGUGUCCGCCAUCCCCAUCUCCUCGUAAAACCCAGCGUGUGCAGCGAACGGGGUGUGGAGCCCGUGUGGCUCCCUGGCUGCCCUGAGCAGGCCGUGGCUUCAGACAGACAGCCACGUCAGCAGGUUAACUGUGGCUGAGGACUGCACGUGGCCUUUGGGGAUGGCCUGCAUUUAGCUUAAUAGCACCCCGACGAAUGACAUUUGAAGUCAGAAUUGUGAUUUUGUUUGAGCUGGAGUUCUCAUUCUAGAAGAAGCAAGACACCUCAUAUGGAAGGGUUAUACUGGCGAAUUUGGCAUAUGGAUCUUAUUCAGUCUGCUGUUCUGUAUAGCGUGAUGACCCUUGUAAGCACCUAUCUGGUAGCCUUUGCCUACAAAAAUGUGAAGUUUGUACUCAAGCACAAAGUAGCCCAGAAGAGGGAAGAUGCUGUUUCCAAAGAAGUGACUCGAAAACUUUCUGAAGCUGAUAAUAGGAAGAUGUCUCGGAAGGAAAAAGAUGAAAGAAUCUUGUGGAAGAAGAAUGAAGUUGCUGAUUAUGAAGCUACAACAUUUUCCAUCUUCUAUAACAACACCCUAUUCCUGGUCUUGGUCAUUGUUGCAUCCUUCUUUAUAUUGAAGAACUUCAACCCCACCGUGAACUAUAUUCUGUCCAUAAGUGCUUCAUCGGGUCUCAUCGCCCUCCUGUCUACUGGCUCCAAAUAGACCGUGUCAGCUUCACCCUUGGCUUUGUAUCUAUGGGUGGUCUGCGGUGUAUGGAAAAGUGGCUGGGUGGUCGGGGUGGGAGACACAUAAGAUGUUUUUAUAGUCUGGAGCUUGAGGGUUUGAAAGACCCAACAAAGUGUAAUUCAAUAUUUGUUUAUUGGCUCUUUUUUGACAAACUGUUGAAAUUACAUGAAUUGAAAGGGAAACUCAGAGUACCAGGACGUUUAUUAAAAAGGCAAAUGUGUCUGGCAAUGUGCUAUAAUCACAAGAGGAGAAAAUAACUUGUUUCCUUGAUCUGUCAGGGGUCACAGUAACCUGGACUGAACUGUUAGUAUUUGUUAUAGUAGCAAGAAGUUAAUAGCUGGUUCUGUGUGUUCCAAGCACAGUAUUACAGCUUUUUUGGAACCAUAAAUAUCAGAGUGAAUCCUCUUUCCUCCCCUUCCCCCUGCCUGGGGGGUGGGAUUGAAUUGCAUGUUUACAAAUCUCUGAUUAUGUGAUUUGAAAUAACUCAAUUAAAGUUGAAAACAUGGUUUCUCCAAUUUGGGGAAAAGAAA